AUGUCGGCAGCAGACAGGUAUUUACAACAGGAAAAACUUCUAGCUACCUGCCGUGAAUUUAUUUUGGAAAGCUCAGAUUUGAAAGAAUAUGCAGAGCACUGUACAGAGGAUGGGUUUAUUCCAGCCUGCUUGCUGUCCCUGUGUGGAAAAAACUUGACAACUAUUCUUAAUGAAUAUGUAGCCAUGAAAACAAAAGAAACAACAAAUGAAGUUCCAGCAAUGAUGUCAUCUCUGUGGAAAAAAUUAGACUAUACACUUUCUCAGAUCAGGAGCAUGCAGAAUUCCACAGGAUUUUCUGCUAAUCAAAGGACACGUACAAGAAGUGGAAUUGUAGAAAUGAAAAGACAGAGAAUGCUUCAGCAAUCAGCUCCUGCAAACUCAGGAUUGUUGUCAGUAGCCCAUCAGUCAGGGCCGCAGAAUUCCUCUGCCAUUGUAUCUCCUCAAGUUAUUCACAGGCCAACAAUAAAUCAAAGCAUGUCACAGACAAGACUGAAUACGUUGUUUAUGCACCAGUCACAAACCCAAGAAAACAAGAUCACCACAGCAGGAGAUUUCAUACACAUUCAAGUUCCAGCAUCACAAGAACGAAAGCUUAAUUCAAACUUGCUUUCUCCAGGAAGACGAAAAAGUGAAUCUCAGAAGAGGAAAAGCAUUGCAACAUCUGGACCUCUUUCAGCAACUAGAAGUUCUCAAGACCCUGAUGAAGUAAUAAUAGAAAAGCAACUGGUUAUUGAAAAUGCCAGAGAAAAAAUCUUGAGCAACAAAUCUCUUCAGGAGAAGCUUGCUGAGAACAUUAACAAAAUCCUGGGCAGUGAUGGCAGUGUCGCUCAGGCCCCUAAACAGACAGACAGCGGUCCCACAGAACAGGAGACUUCAAUUGAUGAAAUCCUUGGACUUCAGGGUGAAAUUCAUAUGUCAGAAGAGGCUAUACAGGACAUUCUAGAACAGACAGAAUCAGAUCCAGCUUUUCAGGCACUCUUUGACUUGUUUGAUUAUGGAAAGAGCAAAGUAAACAAGAACUUACCUGCUGGUAUUUCUGGUCAGAGUGGAGUAGAAAAUACAAUCCUCGUGGAUGAGGAUAACCUGGAAACACUUGAAAGUUCUUUGGGAACAGAAGAAACUAGUAGAUGUGAUAAUUCUAGAGAAUCACUAUCCUGUAAAAGCUUUCAGUUAGGAGAAGCAUCAUGUGCCUUGAAGACCAGCAUUAAUGAUGAGGAUGUGGCUAAGAAAAAUACAACCAACGAACAGUUGCAUGGAAGUUGUAGACCAAGGAAGCCAACUGAAGUACUUAAAACCGUUACCCCUGAACACAUUGGAGAGCUUGAAAUCGCUUUUGACUCUGUGCCGGGUUUGACUGAACCUAACAAGAGACAGACUUCUGAUAGCGAAUGUAAUGAACACUGUGGAGAUUCUUAUGAUAAAAAAGAGUUGUCUGCAUUAGUAUCUGAAAGUGAAAGAGCUAUGGAAAUUGAAAAAGGCCCACUAAGUCAUAGUGCUCAAAGUAGUCCUAAUUUAGAAUAUGUUCAUUCUGAUAGUCCGCAGAUUUCUUUGAUAUCAUUGGCGGAAGGUACUACAACCAGUGAAAACAAAACACAUUCUGGAAGUAAAUGUCACUUAUCACCAGAUACAUCACUAUCUGAAAAAACACUUAUGAAAAGCCCUUCUGAUGGGAGCCCUGGCCACAGUGUACUGCUGAGAAAAAACAAUUCAUCAAUUUCUAGCCCAUCAGCAGGUGGAGGAAAAGAACAGGCUGUAACAAACGAUGCAGUUGCCUUACCUGGUAUGUUACAGGAAAACUCUAGCCACCACUCUAACCAUCAGGAACAGAGUACGCAGGCAGACUGUGCUGCAAGAUCUGCAGUGAAGAUUUCGGAUCUUGACAAAACAGAGUUGCAGCUUGAAGCUGUUGAUACUUCUAACAAACCUUAUUCAAAUGAUCAGCAUACAGUUGAUAAGCCUUGUAAGAAAGACUUUAACCUCCCUUCAGGACUGUCAAACUCAGAGGGAACACAAGGGGAAAUGCAAGAACCUUCAUCUUCUACAAAAGUAGAUGCUGAUAAUGUAUAUUUCUCUUCUGGUGACAGUGCAUGUACAGAAAUUUCUGUAGUUUCCACUGAAAAUAAUCUUACUACAUCUGAAAUAUGCCACUCUCCUCUCCCAGAAACUGCAUCCUCAACAGAUGAGUCAGGUACCGAGGCCAAAAGUAUAAGCCGUGUAUCUUCUAGUAGUCAACCAAUGGAUGUCGAUCCUUCUAAUAUAAUGUCCCUCAAGAUCAUCAUCAGCGAUGAUCCGUUUAUUUCAUCAGACACAGAGUUAAAUAAUGCUGUUUCCAGCAUCACAGGAGAAAAUUUGCCAACUAUAAUACUGUCUUCUCCAGCCAAAUCCCCAACCAAAACUGCAGGCCUGUCCAAAUGUCUCUCUUCAGAAGACACAGAAAAAAAUGUGGAUUCAGCUUUGGCAGAGCAGAAUCUUCUUGUGCUUAGACCUAAGGAUCCUGUGGUCACCUCAGUUAACACUCAGAAUGAAGACUGCACCGUUUUUUCAGUUGCAGGUACAACUAAUCUUUCCAAGGAAGGGGGAUUUAUACAGUUGAUGCCAACAACAAGCACAGCUUUUGGGAAUUCAAACAACCUUUAUAUAGCCACCUGUAUGACUGAUCCAGCUACCUUGGGCACAGCUGUAACACCAUCAAAUGUAGUUGUAUUGCCCGGCAGCUCUAUGCCACUUGCUGCCCAAGCUCCAGCUGUACAACAGUUACGGACUCCUCCUAGAUCCAGCAAUACAUUUGCAGCAAACCAGACUGUCUCCCCAAAUUUCUCACAAGGUUCUGCCAUUAUAAUUGCAUCUCCGGUGCAACCUGUUUUGCAAGGAAUGGUGGGAAUGAUACCUCUCUCAGUAGUAGGACAAAAUGGAAAUACAUUCUCGGCACCUGCCCGCCAGGUUCUACAUAUGCCUGUGGCUAAUCCAGUGUGCAACAGAAGUGUCCCAAAACUUCCCAUCCCUCCCAAAUCACAAAAGAUUCCUGGAGCAAGAAACAAGACUAAUACAGGUACCCGCCUUGCAUUCUUGAGAAGGGCAGAAGAAAAUAGUAAAUUGAAACAAGACUGGAGUUACAUUCAUUUCUCAGUGUUGGGAGGGGGAAAACUGGUACCAAGUGUAGCUGAGCCUUUGAACCAUACAAAUUCUCGAACACAAAGGACUGGAAAUUUGGACAAGCUUAUCACUGCAGAACUAGGAAGGAAAGCUGAGGAGAACUUACCUGUUGCACCAGUAGAGAGCACAAGCUCAAAUUCAAGACAAAGUGAAAGUCACAGGAGGGUGCUUUGCUUUGAUAAUGUCCUACCCACUCCAGGAGGGAACACCCAAAUUCAGGCUACUAAGAGUUUAUCCCAAAAAGAAAGAAACGAAAAUGCUUUAUUUGCUGUUGACUCUGCAUCAUCCUCUGCUAAGGCACAGGUAGCAAAGAGAGAGAAAGAUAAAACGUUGCCUAGAAUUCUGUGUAAGCCAGAAAUUGGUAGCAACAGAAGUGCAUCCACGAAGGAGCCACAGCCCGAGCGGAAGGUGGCAACUGCAGGGCUUCCAUUAGAUCCCUUCCACAAGACUACAGCAAAUAAAGAAAAUGAACUACGAAGGGAUACUGAUGAAAAACAGAAGAACCAGGACACUGCCAAACUCUCAAAUGGCCAACAAAGUGUUGGCUUAUGGAAUGAGAAGACAGUCGCUUCAGUGCAAGAGCUGAACAAAAAGCAAGGGUCGCUGUCGAAUGGGAACGGCAAAUCUUCAGUGUCCGUUUCUUUGUCUUCGAAGGAGCCAAAGCGAGAACCAGCUAAAGUUUCCAACCAAGGCCUUUGCCUGUCAAGUCCGUUCACUAAGCAAUGUGUGGAAAUGUUGCAAGACAUUCAGUGGCAUAGCCCGACUAGUAAAACAGUUGAAAACGGAGAAUUACCAGUACCCCGUACGCCGUCUGGAGUUGGGGACAGGCACGCAGAUGAUACUACAGAUAGUGUACGGACACCGACCUGUCGGCGCUUCAACGAGGACAGCACGACCCCUAGAAUAAUGGUGCCCCCCGCUACGCCAGACUUGCCUGCCUGCAGCCCGGCUAGUGAAACAGGUAGCGAAAACAGCGUCAGUAUGGCUGCUCACACGCUGAUGAUCCUGUCACGGGCGGCUAUUGCAAGGACUAGCACUGCAACCCCCCUGAAGGACAAUACUCAACAGUUCAGGUCUUUAAGGAGCACAGUAAAGAAAAGGAAACUAGAGGACUUGAAUGAGGGUGAGAGAAAUUCUCGUUCUGCAAAUAAAAAAGACCUUCAAAGCUCUCCAACACCAUCAAAAAAGAAGAAAAUAAAGAAAAAGAAGCUACCAAAUGCUUUUCCAGUGAUCUGGUAA
Nipponia nippon (crested ibis) is the source of this 4392-nucleotide messenger RNA. The record is from RefSeq and is a predicted model, not a curated record. Lineage: Eukaryota; Metazoa; Chordata; Aves; Pelecaniformes; Threskiornithidae.